AUGACAGUCUAUCACUUAGCGCUUUUCAAAGCAAAAGAGAGUACGACCGCGGACGACGGCACCACACUGGUCCACGCGGCAAAAGGAAUGUUGGGUCAAAUCCCUGGCCUCGUCGCCGUUGAAGUCGGGCCCGCACUUGAACUCACCAAGGCUUCCACGCCUCCGUACGUUCAUGGCUACGACUGGGGUGUCGUCCUCACAUUGGCGGACCGGGAAGCUUUGCAAGCCUACAUGACGCAUCCGGCUCAUGAUGAGUAA
Molecule: messenger RNA, 258 nt
Organism: Exophiala bonariae
Lineage: Eukaryota; Fungi; Ascomycota; Eurotiomycetes; Chaetothyriales; Herpotrichiellaceae
Exons: 2
Coding region: 1-258 (85 amino acids)
Source: RefSeq, a predicted model, not a curated record